AUGGAAAUUAGAUUACUGCUAUUGUUAUAUUCAAUUUCUCUUCUGUGUUCUACUGCUAUUCCCACUUCAAAGAUUACACCUAGAUUCCCUUCUUCCAUUGUAGCACAGCCAGAAAAUAAGCUCUCUUUCUCCACCAAAACCGAGCUUUACGAUGAAAAAUUCUUCACACAAAUUCUUGAUCACUUCAAUUUUCAUCCACAGAGUUAUCAGACUUUUCAGCAAAGAUAUUUGAUAAAUGACAAAUACUGGGGUGGUCCAAAGACUAAUGCGCCAAUCUUUGUCUACACCGGAAAUGAAGGCGACAUUGAAUGGUUUGCUCAAAAUACUGGUUUCUUGUUCGAAACAGCACCCCUUUUCAAAUCUCUACUAAUUUUCAUCGAGCAUAGGUUUUAUGGAAAAUCUAUUCCAUUCGGGGGUGAUAAAGAAAAGGCGUAUUCAAAUUCAAGUACACUCGGUUAUCUAAGCUCAACACAGGCAUUGGCGGAUUAUGCAACACUGAUAAUCGACCUCAAACAUAAUUUGACAGCAACUGACUCUCCUGUGGUUGUGUUUGGAGGUUCCUAUGGAGGAAUGCUGGCAGCAUGGUUUAGACUCAAGUACCCUCAUGUGGCUAUUGGAGCAUUGGCAUCUUCUGCACCAAUACUAAACUUUGAGAAUAUUACUUCUCCAUAUAGUUUCAACAAUAUCAUCACCCAAGAUUUUAGGAGUGAGAGUGAGAAUUGUUACAAAGUGAUAAAAGGAUCUUGGCAAGAAAUUGAAGAGACAGCAGCAAAACCAGGUGGAGUGGAGAUACUUAAAAAGGCAUUCAGAAUUUGCAAAAAUGACAGUGCAAAUUCUCUUGAAGGUUGGCUUGAAACUGCUUUUGGUUACACUGCUAUGACGGAUUAUCCAACGACUUCCAAUUUUCUUAAUCCAUUGCCAGCUUAUCCAGUCAAAGAGAUGUGUAAAGCAAUUGAUGACCCAAAGACGGGGAAUAACACGUUCGAGAAAUUAUAUGGUGCGGCCAAUAUUUAUUACAAUUAUACUGGAAAUGCCACGUGUUUUAAUCUUGACGAUGAUUCUGAUCCUCACGGACUUGGAGGGUGGGAAUGGCAGGCAUGUACCGAGAUGAUUAUGCAAAUCGAUGGUAGCAAUGCGGAGAGCAUAUUUCCAGAAAAUGAGCCGAGCUACAACGACGGGGUCGAAUUUUGUAAUUAUGAGUUCAAAAUUGAACCCAGGCCCAACUGGAUUACUACUGAGUUUGGAGGCCAUAAUAUUCACAGAGUUUUGAAGCGGUUUGGGAGCAAUAUCAUCUUCUUUAAUGGGUUAAGAGAUCCAUGGAGUGGUGGAGGGGUGUUAAAAGACAUAUCCAAAAGUAUAGUCGCCAUUGUAGCAAAAAAAGGUGCACAUCACGUAGACCUUAGAUUCUCAACAGAUGAAGAUCCAAAGUGGCUUCAAGAUGUUAGAAGAAGAGAAGUCCACAUCAUAUCAAAGUGGCUUUCUGAAUAUUAUCAUAGUUUAGCUGAUUCUUCUAAUUGGUAG
This is a messenger RNA of Fraxinus pennsylvanica, 1521 nucleotides long. NCBI's taxonomy places the organism in Eukaryota, Viridiplantae, Streptophyta, Magnoliopsida, Lamiales, Oleaceae. The record is from the annotation of a GenBank genome assembly.